Molecule: messenger RNA, 401 nt
Organism: Amoebophrya sp. A25
Lineage: Eukaryota; Dinophyceae; Syndiniales; Amoebophryaceae
Source: the annotation of a GenBank genome assembly
AUGGGGAAAAACAUUUUUUUCGCCAUCGUGAAUGGCGAACCACGAGGUGCGGAGCCAGACUCUGGAUCAACAUCUACCAAUAAUUACAGUGUUUAUCACACUGCGGACGCCGAGCAUGGCGUGCCUUGGGCUUAUGGACGCAUCAAAAAAGGCGAUGUACCUGAAGAAAGGGGAUGGUUUCCACUCUCUUGCUUGCUAGAGCCUGCACAGUGUCCAACAUUGCAGACGAGCACCAUGAGGAUUGAUGAUGUGCGGAGAUCAUCGUGAACUACUUUCUAUCGCAGAGCUGGCAACAUAAACACCAUCUUAGAGAGAUGUUAGUGUUACAUCUUCAUUCAUUGCGCGUAUUUCCCGGCUCUAUUCUCUCGCUUACCACUUAUUAGUGGAAGAUUUUCUACGAC